Hylaeus anthracinus is the source of this 683-nucleotide messenger RNA. RefSeq lists its product as uncharacterized. The transcript has a single exon. The annotation marks the transcript as partial. Lineage: Eukaryota; Metazoa; Arthropoda; Insecta; Hymenoptera; Colletidae. The record is from RefSeq and is a predicted model, not a curated record.
CGCUUGAAGGUAAAAACAGCACAGCGGAGCAGGAAACGGCCAACGAGCAGCUGCAACGGCGGCCGAGCGUGCAGACACACCCGGAGGAAGAGGACGUGCAGCGGCAGAUCGAGCAGAGGUAUCAGCUGCAGCAGCAACGAAUGGAACAGGAAAGGCUGGAGAGGGUGCAACAGGAAGAGGAAUUGAGGAAGCAGCAAGAGGAGGAGAAGCACCAGCAGGAGCAAGAGUUGAUGAGGCAGAGGGAACGGGAGCUGAUGAAGCAUCAAGAUGAGGAAGUGAAGAGGCAACGGGACGAGGAGUCGAAGGGACAGCAGGAAACGGAUAUGAAGAAACGGGAGAAAGAGGAGAAGAGGGAAGAGGGGCUGAAGAAGGAGCAAGAGAAGGAGGAGACGAAGAAGAAGGAAUUGAAGAAACAGGAGAGAAAGGAGUCGAAGAAGGAACUGAAGUCGAAGAAACAGCAGAAGGAGGAGUUGAAGAAGCAGCAGGAACUGAAGAAGAAACAAGAAAAGGAGGAUGCGGAGAAGAAGGAUCAGGAGAAGGAUGAACCGAAGAAGCAGGAACAGAAGAAGAAACAAGAGAAUGAGGAAGCGAAGAAACAGGAACUAAAGAAGGAUCAGGAGAAGGAUGAACCCAGGAAGCAGGAACAGAAGAAGAAACAAGAGAAGGAGGAAGCGAAGAAACAG